AUGGUCAAUCAUCGGCUGCCCAUCAAGACCGAAAUCAACCCUAUCGCCACCGAUACAAGACCGCCCGAACCAUUCAAUGAGCCGCCCCCGCGACAGGCACCGGUAUCGGUUGUCCCACAAAAUGCAUAUCAGGAAUACGUGGCUGGCCACAGUCGUCUCGCGAAACAUCCGUACGAUCGAGAUGUUUUGAUACGGGCAGAAGACAUGGAUUACAAUACACCCACUCCGUUCAAGCAAGUUGAUCCGGUUCCAUCGCAUCCCAGUCACUCAUCUGAUGUAGAAGGAUAUAGUGCAACUGAUACCCGGCCAUCGCCUGAGAUGCAAUCAUCUCUCAACCAGGUGCAUACCCCAAUGAACCUUUCACCACAAGUCAGUCUACAGCAGCCACCUCAUCUUCAAGAUGACUCCCUCACUGACAAUCAACGUCUGUCAUUCUUUCGAUGGGAGGACGCCCUUCAGGGGAUGAAUCAAGCCGCAGUUGACUUGAAUAAUCUUCUCGAGACUGAAGCCAACUCAAUGGAGCUUACAAUGCAAGCCCACAACAACAACAACAACAACAACAACAACAACAACAACAACAACAACAACAACAACAACAACAACAACAACAACAACCCACUCAUGCUUAAGGAAAUCCGAUACUGGAAGACGAAAACAAAGUUGCAUCUAGAGCACAGUAUGCUAGAGAUCAACUAUUGUGUAAGGCAUUUCCGACAGCUGGAAGAGCAAUUGGAAAUCGAUGAAGCGCAAAUGAAAAGAAUCUCAGAGGGUCGCAAGCAGUGA
Messenger RNA from Penicillium verhagenii, 783 nucleotides. RefSeq names its product putative C6 finger domain protein. The transcript has a single exon. Lineage: Eukaryota; Fungi; Ascomycota; Eurotiomycetes; Eurotiales; Aspergillaceae. The coding region runs from base 1 to 783 and encodes 260 amino acids. The record is from RefSeq and is a predicted model, not a curated record.